UCAUUUGUGUAAUUUCUAAAAUAGAUGGAUAAUGAGCCGAAGGAAAGAGAUACUGAAGAAGACGAGGCCGCCAGUGGGAGUAUUUCCGUCGCAAGGAGCUUUGCCCCCAAUCGUUGGGUUAAGCUGAAUGUGGGCGGCCAGAUAUACACUACCACUAUUGACACCUUGGUUGGCAGAGAACCGGACUCUAUGCUAGCGCGAAUGUUCCUGCAGGAUGGCAGCAUGAAGCCCAGCGAAAAGGAUGAACAGGGGGCCUACCUGAUUGACAGGAGUCCACGUUACUUUGAGCCCAUUAUUAAUUACUUAAGGCAUGGCCAGUUCGUCUGUGACGCCAACGUUAGUGUGAUGGGAGUUCUAGAAGAGGCACGAUUCUUUGGUAUUUACUCGCUGAUAACCCACUUGGAGGAGCGUCUAGGACAGCAGGAGGAACCGCAAAGCGACAGACCGCUUACUAGAAUGGAUGUUAUAAAGGCCAUCAUACAAACCUCCGUCAUAACGGAGCUCCGUUUUCAGGGAGUCAAUCUGUCUGGAGCUGAUUUGCGAAAGCUGGAUUUCCGCAACAUUAACUUUAAGUACGCGAAUAUGUCGCACUGCAACCUUUCACACACAAAUCUCAACUAUUGUUGUCUGGAGCGAGCGGACCUGCAGUAUGCGAACCUGGAAUGCGCGCAAUUGGUUUCGGUGCGAGGUCUAUGCGCAAACAUGGAAGGGGCCAACCUACGCGGUUGCAACUUUGAAGAUCCCACAGGAGUGCGUACCAAUCUGGAAGGAGUUAAUCUGAAAAGCGCCUGCUUGGAGAGCAGUAACAUGGCUGGUGUCAAUUUGCGAGUGGCCAACCUGAAGAAUGCCAACAUGAAGAAUUGUAAUCUUCGGGCCGCCGUUCUGGCCGGAGCAGACUUAGAGCGGUGCAAUUUGUCUGGCAGCGAUCUCCAGGAAGCUAAUCUGCGAGGAGCGAACCUAAAGGAUGCCGAAUUGACGCUAAUGGUGACACCCCUGCACAUGUCGCAAGCCAUACGUUGACGGAAGCAGUUUUAUUUAUUUUUAUUUUCUUAACUUCGUAGAAGGGACAAUACCGUGUGCAAUUACAUAUCUCCUUAAAGUUCUAAAUUAUUGAAACAGAUUACGAUUUAAAAUUAAUGUUUGUAAAUAAUUCAGUUUUUAAAACUAGCCCCUUAAAUAAACAGUGUUAGGAUUAAAUUUCAAAAUA
Messenger RNA from Drosophila miranda, 1207 nucleotides. Its product is annotated as BTB/POZ domain-containing protein KCTD9. NCBI's taxonomy places the organism in Eukaryota, Metazoa, Arthropoda, Insecta, Diptera, Drosophilidae. The coding region runs from base 25 to 1020 and encodes 331 amino acids. The transcript is spliced from 3 exons. Gene Ontology annotation, molecular function: protein binding. Gene Ontology annotation, biological process: protein homooligomerization. The record is from RefSeq and is a predicted model, not a curated record.